Cavia porcellus (domestic guinea pig) is the source of this 4470-nucleotide messenger RNA. RefSeq names its product WSC domain containing 2 (gene Wscd2). The transcript has 9 exons. The record is from RefSeq and is a predicted model, not a curated record. NCBI's taxonomy places the organism in Eukaryota, Metazoa, Chordata, Mammalia, Rodentia, Caviidae. Bases 1097 to 2791 code for a protein of 564 amino acids.
CAAUUCAAAUAUUGUUCAAAUGUCUGAUUUUGAAAGUGUUUUGAGAGGCUUCCUACAUGGUUGCCAAAACUCUUAAAAUUUUCACGUGAGCAGAAAAUAGAUUAUUUCAUUUGGCUUUGCACUGUGUGCAAGGAUUGUCAGAUGGAGAGAAGGGGAAGGCAGAGGCACUGAUUCAUCACACAGAGGAGACGGAGCCUGUGUUGGGGGUCACCGCCCAGCCCAGCCGCUUACCAACGGGAACCUCAGGCCAGCCAGCCAGACUCUUGCCCUGCGUCCUCCUCUGUGUGGCAGGUUAAUGCUCACUCGCCUUAGCUGAGCACGGAGCUCAGCACCUAGAAAGUGCCCACCAACACUAGCUGUCAGAGCCUUUGUGACAACACUUGGAAAGUGGCCGGCGUAUCAAUGUUAAUUUUUCCAUAAAUGUCAUCUAAUGUUCCUGGGACCUCCGAGUGGAUUUUGGUUGGAUUUGAGGACAGCCUUUCUAAGAAUGGGUUGGACGUCUAUAUUAAGCAGACAGCACACUGAAGAGUCUGGUUUGACAGAUUGCUGAAUUCCGUGGAGGCGGACAGGUGUGGGAGGUGACAGCCCUGAGCCCUGAUGCUUGACUGGAUGGAGGCCAUCAGCUUCUAUUCCCAAAAGGCAGACACGUGGAACUUGGUCCCCAGCUGUGGGCAAGGCCAGAGUCAAGGCCCUCAGUGAAAUAAUCGUGCUCCUGACGAGGCCAGAAUGGGAAAGGAGUGACUUCCUGGGCUGGUGACCCCGGACCCCGCUCCAAUGACUGUUUUUGGAGUUCCUUGGGACCUAUCUGGAGUGAAGGCUAAAAUGUAGGAAGAUGGAGCUACCUGCAGUGCGUCCCCUUUCUCGGCCCCAGGAGACUCACCGUGACUUUGGGAGGCCAUUGAGCUCUGUCCUACUUUUGCUUAACCUCAGCCAAGCGCUGGCCUUGCCCUCCCGCUCUGGCUUCGGAGCUCCCCUGUGCAGAGGAAGCAAGUCUGAGGAGCCCCAAGGGUUUCUCCCUUAAGGGAAACUUGAGCAACCAAGCCGCCUCCCUCCCCUGUCCACCCUGCCAGCCCAGCCUGUCCGGAAUGAUCCCGCUAUGGCCAAGCUCUGGUUCAAAUUCCAGCGGUACUUCCGCAGGAAACCAGUGCGCUUCUUUACCUUCCUGGCUCUCUACCUGACCGCCGGGAGCCUCGUCUUCCUGCACUCUGGCUUCGUGGGUCAGCCUGCAGUCUCUCAGAACCAGGCCAACCCCGCCGUCGGAGGCCCUGCCGAGGGCGCUGAGCUGCCCUUCCUGGGAGACUUGCAUCUGGGCAGAGGCUUCCGCGACGCUGGUGAAGCCUCAAGCAUUGCCCGCAGGUACGGACCCUCGUUCAAGGGCAAGGACUCCGUGGACAGAGCCAAGCUGGGCGACUACGGUGGGGCCUGGAGCCGCGCCCUCAAGGGCAGGGUUGUCCGGGAGAAGGAGGAGGAGCGAGCCAAGUACAUCGGCUGCUACCUGGAUGACACCCGGAGUCGGGCCCUGAGAGGUGUGUCCUUCUUUGACUACAAAAAGAUGACCAUCUUCCGUUGCCAGGACAACUGUGCGGAAAGGGGUUACCUGUACGCCGGGCUGGAGUUCGGCGCCGAGUGCUACUGCGGCCACAAGAUCCAGGCAGCCAACGUGAGCGAGGCCGAGUGUGACAUGGAGUGCAAGGGCGAGCGUGGCAGUGUGUGCGGCGGGGCCAAUCGCCUGUCUGUCUACCGGCUGCAGCUGGCCCAGGAGUCAGCCCGCAGGUAUGGAAGUGCAGUGUUCCGAGGCUGCUUCCGCAGGCCCGACAACCUCUCCCUGGCCUUGCCUGUGACGGCCGCCAUGCCGAACAUGUCUGUGGACAAGUGUGUAGACUUCUGCACGGAGAAGGAGUACCCGCUGGCGGCUCUCGCAGGCAUCGCCUGCCACUGUGGGUUUCCCACCACGCGAUUUCCCCUCCACGAGAGAGAAGACGAGCAGCUCUGUGCCCAGAAGUGCAGCGCAGAAGAGUUUGAAAGCUGCGGGACCCCCAGCUACUUCAUUGUGUACCAGACGCAGGUGCAAGACAACCGCUGCAUGGACAGAAGGUUCCUUCCUGCCAAGUCCAGGCAGCUCAUAGCUCUGGCCAGCUUCCCGGGUGCCGGCAACACGUGGGCCCGGCACCUCAUCGAGCUGGCCACUGGCUUCUACACAGGCAGCUACUACUUUGAUGGUUCCCUGUACAACAAAGGGUUCAAAGGUGAGCGGGAUCACUGGCGCAGCGGGCGGACCAUCUGCAUCAAGACCCACGAGAGCGGACAGAAGGAGAUCGAGGCCUUCGACGCCGCCAUCCUGCUCAUCCGCAACCCCUACAAGGCGCUCAUGGCUGAGUUCAACCGCAAGUACGGUGGACACAUAGGUUUUGCGGCGCAUGCGCACUGGAAGGGCAAAGAGUGGCCCGAGUUCGUGCGCAACUACGCCCCCUGGUGGGCCACGCACACGCUGGACUGGCUCAAGUUCGGCCGGAAGGUGUUGGUGGUGCACUUCGAGGACCUGAAGCGGGACCUCUUCGCGCAGCUGGGCCGCAUGGUCAGCCUGCUGGGCGUGGCCGUCAGGGAGGACCGGCUGCUGUGCGUGGAGAGCCAGAAGGACGGGAACUUCAAGCGCUCGGGGCUCCGCAAGCUGGAGUACGACCCCUACACCGCUGACAUGCAGAAGAGCAUCUCGGCCUACAUCAAGCUGGUGGACGCGGCCCUCAAAGGGCGCAAUCUCACGGGCGUGCCCGACGACUACUACCCGAGAUGAUGCCUCGGCCGGGGGAGGGGCGGAGGCCUGAGCACGCCCUGGUGACCCUCACUGACCUGUGCUGUCUUUGGUUUGGGGACCGUCCAUCCCCCUGGCUGCUGUGGCCUUCGGCGAGUUUCCUGCAUGACAGAGGAGGCUCGAGGGAAGAGAUCGUCCAGGCGCGCCCACCCUGCUCUCCACUGCUUCCCCCAGGAAAUACCGGCCACCUGGUUUGGGGAGUUCUGGCCACAUGGACCCUGUCCUCUCCCACACCCACCUGCCCUUAUGUCCCUGUCCACCACUCUGCGUUCCCCUGGUGGGAGGGAAGGCUCUUUAUUGUCACGAGGCAUGCUGGGCCCUGCCCACUCCCAGGAGCAGAUGUUGAGGACCCAUGUGACAGCUCUGGGGUACCCCUGGGGACUGUGGUGUGCCACCCCGUUCCUUCUCUGCUCAGGAGACCCUGGCACUGUCUCCAUCUCAGGCCACCCUCUGUUGGGAAGAAAGAUUACUGAUGUGUCCUCUGGGCCUUGGAUGCCUGACACUCUGAGUAGAGUGGGCAGACAGCUGUGCUCACAGUAGGUGGACUGGCACCACCCCCUGGUUUCCCUGGCCACACUGCAGCUGAAGAGACAGCUGGUGGCCUUUCCACUCUAGGGUUCUGAUCCUACGCUGUUCUCCCCCCCCGUGUCUAGGAGGUGACCUUGGAUGUCUUUCAUUUCACUCCCAGGGUUCCUUGGGCAGCAUCCGCUAACCCCACAGCAUGCCGUGCCCAGAAUUUGGUAAGCGUUAGAGCCCCAGGGACACAUCUGUCCAUUGUGGGUUCCAACACAUCGAUCUCACACUGCCCUCCUGACCCUACCAGCGGGUCCUUUGCUAUUCAGCUGAGAGAGCAAGAAUGAUCCAAAACAGGUAGAACCAAACCCAAAAAGAGACCCCCACUACCUUCCUAGACCCCCAGCCUCCGUUCUUCAGAGCCUGACAGGACCAGCUUCCCCUCAGGGCCCGUCCAGGACUGGGGCUGAAGAAUAGUUCAUCGUUUCCAUUGUAACGCUGCUCUCUUGAUGCUGAGACAACAAACCAAAGGAUUUCUGAAGACCUGAGUCACUGACCAUCUGUUCUAAAGCAUUGACCCAGGACCCCGUUCUGUCCCCGUAUCGUGGAUCCCAGUGGCUCCACACCCAGCCCACGCUUCACCACCCCCACCCUGUAGAUGCAAAAGCCAUAGGUCACAGCCUCUUUGCUCUUCUGUCUGGAGUGCCUCCCAAGUAAACGCUCAUCCCCAAAGAGCAAAGGGACGAUGGAGAAGGCGAGUGAAAAGAGUAUAUUUUUUUAAGAGGACUAACCAAUGACCAGUACAUUCCACCCCCUGAGGCCCUGGCCGUGCAAAGAGAAGGCAUGAGAAGUGGACCCGAGCUACCCUUCUCCAGGUUCCCCUGUCUAAAGAAUCUGGACCACCCAUGACUCAGCCCAUGGGCUCUGAAUGUAUUUUGUACCAUGUUUCUUUCCCCCAGCUGAUUUCUAGUCUUUGAUGAAGCCGAAGAGGGCCUGGCCUCCCUUCUCCCAGGGAGGCCCGCUCUCUCUGGAAGACUCUUGGUCCAACACCUGGGCCAGUUCUUUGCUGGUGGUCUCCUCUGGCCACGGGCUUGUGUCUGAAGAUUCCUCAGGUCAACACUAUCAUUAAAUUCAAGUUUUGUUGAUAA